Messenger RNA from Lecanosticta acicola, 682 nucleotides. Lineage: Eukaryota; Fungi; Ascomycota; Dothideomycetes; Mycosphaerellales; Mycosphaerellaceae. The record is from the annotation of a GenBank genome assembly.
AUGGCUGGUGGUCUCGUCAAAUAUCGUCACCUUUCGCGGCAUUCCGCGCACCGCAAAGCCCUGCUGCGGAACUUGGUCCAAUCUCUCAUCGAACACGAAUCAAUCUCGACCACAUGGCCUAAAGCGAAGGAAGCACAGCGGCUAGCGGAAAAAUUGAUCACCUUGGGAAAGAAAAACACAACAGCGAGCAGAAUCCAGGCGACCAAGGUAUUCUUCGUAAGUCGGGCCGGAGGACGUGGUAACACAUUCGCGCAGGGCAUGCAUUGACAGGCGUUGGAAACAGCAACCGCAGAGGUACAUUCCGAAAGUCUUUGAAGAACUCCGAUUACGAUAUGCCAACAGACCGGGCGGAUACACUCGUGUUCUACGCAUUGAACCUGAGAAGGAAGAUCAAGCACCUUCUGCCAUCCUGGAAUUGGUGGACGGACCGAAAGAUAUGAGGAUGGCAUUGACAGCAAAGACUAUUGCGCAUAUGAGACAUAAGGCUGGGAGUUCUGAAGAUUUCGAGUUGAACGAUAUGACGGCGCACAACGUGCAAAAGGUGACGAGGUUUCGCCGGAACGGAGAAGAGGAUUUGGAGGAGUUGGUGAAGAAGUUUGAGACAUUAUACGCAGAUGGGGAUGGCGGCGUAGAGGAGGUGAAGAAGAAGAGAGUGUACCACGAAAAUGAGCAGAGCAGAUGA